This is a messenger RNA of Pan troglodytes (chimpanzee), 2591 nucleotides long. It is a transcript of the gene SMPD1, whose product is annotated as sphingomyelin phosphodiesterase 1. The transcript is spliced from 6 exons. Gene Ontology annotation, cellular component: lysosome. Gene Ontology annotation, biological process: sphingomyelin catabolic process; ceramide biosynthetic process. The record is from RefSeq and is a predicted model, not a curated record. Lineage: Eukaryota; Metazoa; Chordata; Mammalia; Primates; Hominidae. Gene Ontology annotation, molecular function: acid sphingomyelin phosphodiesterase activity. Bases 299 to 1813 code for a protein of 504 amino acids.
GUGCGCCCGGGGCAGGGCGGGGGCAGGGAGAGGGGGCGGAAUCGGGGCGGUCCCGGGAGCGCCCCGCCCGCUCCGCCUCCGCAGCGUUGACAGCUGCCCGCCACCGAGAGAUCAGCUGUUAGAGAUCAGAGGAAGAGGAAGGGGCGGAGCUGCUUUGCGGCCGGCAGCGGAGCAGUCAGCCGACUACAGAGAAGGGUAAUCGGGUGUCCCCAGCGCCGCCCGGGGCCCUGAGGGCUGGCUAGGGUCCAGGCCGGUGGGGACGGGACAGACGAACCAGCCCCGUGUAGGAAGCCCGACAAUGCCCCGCUACGGAGCGUCACUCCGCCAGAGCUGCCCCAGGUCCGGCCGGGAACAGGGACAAGACGGGACCGCCAGAGCCCCCGGACUCCUUUGGAUGGGCCUGGUACUGGCGCUGGCGCUGGCGCUGGCUCUGUCUGACUCUCGGGUUCUCUGGGCUCCGGCAGAGGCUCACCCUGUUUCUCCCCAAGGCCAUCCUGCCAGGUUACAUCGCAUAGUGCCCCGGCUCCGAGAUGUCUUUGGGUGGGGGAACCUCACCUGCCCAGUCUGCAAAGGUCUAUUCACCGCCAUCAACCUCGGGCUGAAGAAGGAACCCAAUGUGGCUCGCGUGGGCUCCGUGGCCAUCAAGCUGUGCAAUCUGCUGAAGAUAGCACCACCUGCCGUGUGCCAAUCCAUUGUCCACCUCUUUGAGGAUGACAUGGUGGAGGUGUGGAGACGCUCAGUGCUGAGCCCAUCUGAGGCCUGUGGCCUGCUCCUGGGCUCCACCUGUGGGCACUGGGACAUUUUCUCAUCUUGGAACAUCUCUUUGCCUACUGUGCCGAAGCCGCCCCCCAAACCUCCUAGCCCCCCAGCCCCAGGCGCCCCUGUCAGCCGCAUCCUCUUCCUCACUGACCUGCACUGGGAUCAUGACUACCUGGAGGGCAUGGACCCUGACUGUGCAGACCCACUGUGUUGCCGCCGGGGUUCUGGCCUGCCGCCCGCGUCCCGGCCAGGUGCCGGAUACUGGGGCGAAUACAGCAAGUGUGACCUGCCCCUGAGGACCCUGGAGAGCCUGUUGAGUGGGCUGGGCCCAGCCGGCCCUUUUGAUAUGGUGUACUGGACAGGAGACAUCCCCGCACAUGAUGUCUGGCACCAGACUCGUCAGGACCAACUGCGGGCCCUGACCACUGUCACAGCACUUGUGAGGAAGUUCCUGGGGCCAGUGCCAGUGUACCCUGCUGUGGGUAACCAUGAAAGCACACCUGUCAAUAGCUUCCCUCCCCCCUUCAUUGAGGGCAACCACUCCUCCCGCUGGCUCUAUGAAGCGAUGGCCAAGGCUUGGGAGCCCUGGCUGCCUGCUGAAGCCCUGCGCACCCUCAGAAUUGGGGGGUUCUAUGCUCUCUCCCCAUACCCCGGUCUCCGCCUCAUCUCUCUCAAUAUGAAUUUUUGUUCCCGUGAGAACUUCUGGCUCUUGAUCAACUCCACGGAUCCCGCAGGACAGCUCCAGUGGCUGGUGGGGGAGCUUCAGGCUGCUGAGGAUCGAGGAGACAAAGUGCAUAUAAUUGGCCACAUUCCCCCAGGGCACUGUCUGAAGAGCUGGAGCUGGAAUUAUUACCGAAUUGUAGCCAGGUAUGAGAACACCCUGGCUGCUCAGUUCUUUGGCCACACUCAUGUGGAUGAAUUUGAGGUCUUCUAUGAUGAAGAGACUCUGAGCCGGCCGCUGGCUGUAGCCUUCCUGGCACCCAGUGCAACUACCUACAUCGGCCUUAAUCCUGUCAGCCCCACUUCCUUGCAGGUUACCGUGUGUACCACAUAGACGGAAACUACUCUGGGAGCUCUCACGUGGUCCUGGACCAUGAGACCUACAUCCUGAAUCUGACCCAGGCAAACACACCGGGAGCCAUACCGCACUGGCAGCUUCUCUACAGGGCUCGAGAAACCUAUGGGCUGCCCAACACACUGCCUACCGCCUGGCACAACCUGGUAUAUCGCAUGCGGGGCGACAUGCAACUUUUCCAGACCUUCUGGUUUCUCUACCAUAAGGGCCACCCACCCUCGGAGCCCUGUGGCACGCCCUGCCGUCUGGCUACUCUUUGUGCCCAGCUCUCUGCCCGUGCUGACAGCCCUGCUCUGUGCCGCCACCUGAUGCCAGAUGGGAGCCUCCCAGAGGCCCAGAGCCUGUGGCCAAGGCCACUGUUUUGCUAGGGCCCCAGGGCCCACAUUUGGGAAAGUUCUUGAUGUAGGAAAGGAUGAAAAAGCCCAAAUGCUGCUGUGGUUCAACCAGGCAAGAUCAUCCGGUGAAAGAACCAGUCCCUGGGCCCCAAGGAUGCCAGGGAAACAGGACCUUCUCCUUUCCUGGAGCUGGUUUAGCUGGAUAUGGGAGGGGGUUUGGCUGCCUAUGCCCAGGAGCUAGACUGCCUUGAGGCUGCUGUCCUUUCACAGCCAUGGAGUAGAGGCCUAAGUUGACACUGCCCUGGGCAGACAAGACAGGAGCUGUCGCCCCAGGCCUGUGCUGCCCAGCCAGGAACCCUGUACUGCUGCUGCGACCUGAUGCCGCCAGUCUGUUAAAAUAAAGAUAAGAGACUUGGACUCCA